AUGGAAGGCGGCACAGUUCUCAUCACAGGCGCUAAUAGCUCCCUUGCAAUUCCCUCGAUAGAAUACCUCCUCACAAGAUAUCCAGAGUACACCGCCGUGUUGACCGUCCGCAAUGCAUACGGCGAGAACACUCAAAGGCUUCGUGAAACACUAUCUGGUUUUCCUGAGGAUCGAUCAAUUAUUCAUACACUUGACCUUGGCUCAUUAGCCGCUGUGGAACGCUAUGCUGGUGUCAUCAAGGCGGAUAUUACUGCAGGCAGAUUGCCUCCGCUCGCAGCUAUAAUCUGCAAUGCUUUCACUUGGAGCAUUUCCGAUGGUUUAAAGUUUACUUCGGAUAACUAUGAGAGUUCAAUCGCUGUCAAUCAUCUUGCACACCUUGCAACAGUCUUGAGAUUGUUGGGCUCGUUUCGGCCGGAAGGGGGUAAAAUUGUCAUUCUUGGAAGCGACUCACAUUACCCUGGAAAGAGUGGCCUUGAAAAGUUUCCCCCAAACCUUCCUGAUGAUUUGGAGCUUCUUGUUCAUCCCGCGCCAGAUCAAACUGGAGAGGAAAUUGGUCGUGGGUUUCAAAGAAUGGGUUGUCGAAAGUGGCAGCAAUUAUGGGGAUGUAUCAAUUGA
Molecule: messenger RNA, 615 nt
Organism: Botrytis byssoidea
Lineage: Eukaryota; Fungi; Ascomycota; Leotiomycetes; Helotiales; Sclerotiniaceae
Exons: 1
Coding region: 1-615 (204 amino acids)
Cellular component (GO): lipid droplet; endoplasmic reticulum membrane; mitochondrial outer membrane
Molecular function (GO): 3-beta-hydroxysteroid 3-dehydrogenase (NADP+) activity
Source: RefSeq, a predicted model, not a curated record